AUGCGAAGGUAUAGAAUUCAUCGUAAAGGGAGGUUUUCACUACGAGUAUUUUUGGAAUACACUACAUUUGGCGACGAGGAUUGUUCUGGAAGAUUCAAAAGCUCCAGAAUUGAACCCGAAGUAAAAUGGCAACAGCAACAAAUCAAGAACUUCAAGCUUCUACAGCGAUUGGCCAUUCCGCAGACAAUCAACCCAGAGCAAGUGUUGGAGUCAUUGUCGACCAACAUCAGCGAGUUCUGCUUUGAUCCGGAGAACGGCACCACAUUCGAAAAGUGGUUCGCUCGGUAUACGGAUCUUUUUGAACAUAGUCUGGAUGAUGCAGCCAAGGUUCGACUCCUGCUCCGAAAGUGUGGCACGUCUUCUCACAGUCGGUACGUAAAUUACAUCCUUCCGAAACUGCCGAAGGAAGUCGCGUUCGCCGAAACCGUCAAGACGUUGGUCAAAAUUUUCGGCAGGCAAACCUCCGUUUUCCACAAGCGCUAUCAAUGUCUACAACUCGUGAAAUCGGAGGCGGAUGACAUCAUCACCUACGGUGGCAAGGUCAACAGGGCGUGUGAAGAAUUCGAAUUCAAAGUUUUGAAAAUCGAGCAAUUCAAGUGCUUGAUGUUUGUUUGCGGUCUGAAGGCACAUCAGAGCGAGACUUCUUUCCCGCAUCGAAGUGAGACAGCAGAAUCACCAGUGACCAUUCAAAUUCUGAUCGACGAGUUUCAGCGGGUCGUCAAUCUCAAGUCGGACAUCACAAUGAUCGAGCAACCCUCUAGCUCAAAGAAUUUGGUUCCACAGCUUAAACAGCUGAUGACGGCAAUGAAGAAGAUGAUCCACCGCAGCCAGAUCCAGUUUCAAUUCCGGUUUCAACGCCUGUAAGACCCAAGCGAAACAUUCAGUUGCCAGCAAGGUUCCGGCCGUACUGAAUGGCUUAAGGGGG
This is a messenger RNA of Wyeomyia smithii (pitcher-plant mosquito), 925 nucleotides long. RefSeq lists its product as uncharacterized. Lineage: Eukaryota; Metazoa; Arthropoda; Insecta; Diptera; Culicidae. The transcript has 3 exons. The record is from RefSeq and is a predicted model, not a curated record. The coding region runs from base 1 to 864 and encodes 287 amino acids.